Messenger RNA from Sarcophilus harrisii (Tasmanian devil), 1575 nucleotides. RefSeq names its product histone-lysine N-methyltransferase PRDM9. Gene Ontology annotation, molecular function: RNA polymerase II cis-regulatory region sequence-specific DNA binding; DNA-binding transcription activator activity, RNA polymerase II-specific. Gene Ontology annotation, biological process: regulation of transcription by RNA polymerase II. Gene Ontology annotation, cellular component: nucleus. Lineage: Eukaryota; Metazoa; Chordata; Mammalia; Dasyuromorphia; Dasyuridae. The record is from RefSeq and is a predicted model, not a curated record.
AAUGUUAUUACUUCUUUAAGAACAAGUCCAGGAAUCCAUCUUUGCCCUUCUUGCCCUUCAGACUUCUCCACUCAUGCCUUCCUCAGUCAACAAGUGCCCAAACAGCCCUCUCAAGGAUUCCUGGAUUCAACCACAGGAAGUCAUGGGCUGGGCAAUCUCCAUCCAGACCAGCUGCUUCCACCUGGUUACAGUUGUGUAAGUGACAAAGCAGAAACAUCACGAAAAGAACACCCUAGCACCUUAUGGGAGAAGAUCAAGAAAGUGGAUCUGGAGGAACCAGCCAGCCUUCCUCAGAGGCAGCAUGUGAGAGAGGAAGAAAGCAACCUUGGGGAGUGGGAUCUCAGCAGGAUCCAGGGGGAGAGUGUGAAAUUGACCUCAUUGGCAUUACAGGAGGAAUCUCAAGAAGGGCUUGGGCAAUACAAGUGUGGUGAAGGCAAGCAAAGAUACAGCUCAAAGCCAGGCCUUAUUAGACACAGGCAGCGGACACACUCAGGAGAGAAGUGUUAUGUGUGUGAGGAGUGCAAGCGGGGAUUUGCACGGAGGUCAUACCUCAACAUACACAGGCGGAGACACUCAGGACAGAAGCCUCAUGUGUGUGAGGAGUGCAAGCGGGGAUUUGCAGACAAGUCAACCCUCAUCAGACACAGGUGGACACACUCAAAAGAGAAGCCUUAUAUAUGUGAAGAGUGCAAGCAAGGAUUUACACAGAAGUCAUACCUCAUCAAACACAGGUGGAAACACUUAGGAGAGAAGCCUUAUGUGUGUAAGGAGUGCAAGCAAAGAUUUACACAGAGAUCAUACCUCAACACACACAGGUGGAGACAGGCAAAGGAGUCUUUUGUGCAUGAGGAGUGCAGGUGAGGAUUUACAUAGAGAUCAUAGCUCAUCAUACACAGAUGGACACACUCAGGAGAGAGGCCUUAUGUGUGUGAGGAGUGUAAGGGAGGAUUUACACAGAGAUCAUACCUCAACACACACAGUGGAAAUGUAGGGAAAGAGGAGCCUUAUGUGUGUGAGGAGUGCAGGUGAGGAUUUGUAGACAAGCCAGCCUUCAUCCCAUACAAGUGAACACGCUCAGGAGAGAAGCCAGUCAAAGAUUUACCAAGGAUUUAGACCUCAGCAUAUACAGAUAAACAUACUAAAGAGGAACAUCUUACACAUGUCAAGCACCAUGGGCAAUAGUUAACUAAUUUUCCAAAUGUGAUCACAUAUAAAUACUAACAUCUUAUCAAUAAAGAUAGCCUAUGUAUUAGGUACACAUAUGGAAGAAAUGGGACCCCCCCUCUUCUGAUCAUCCUGAGACAGCACUCAAAAAGUCAGCCUAACCACUGUCCAGUCAUUACUCUGAGAAUGGGGCAAAGAGUUAACUAAUAGGCACAAGGCUUCCAGGAGAUGAGUUUGAAUAGUUAGGAAAUAAUCUGAAGUUCAGUUUGGAGAGAUUAUGCUCCUUGCUGUGUUUCUGUUAAGUGUUUUACUGCAAUAAAUUUUUCAAGUCUUUAUGCCUUACCACUAAGAAAAAAUGAAGGGGAGGAGGGGAAGGUUUCGUUGGGGGCUACAGGAAUAAAAAGAAAGGCA